AUGUGCCUGUACUAUGGUUCAACAUACCUCAGUACUCUCCCAGAGCUGUGGGUGAGAACAACAGAGAAUGCCUAUCUGCCCAUUCAUGAAAUGGUAGCAGCACUGGGACCUUCACUAUGCUGUGCUAUGCCAUUUGUCCACAGUCUUAGUGGAAGAGAUACAACUAGUUAUCCUUAUUUCACUGAACUGAGCGUUAUUGAUGCGUUUGCUGUUGCAUGUUUAGAGGACACCGGGACGUAUUUCCCCAGUGUGAAGCGUUGUCCUGGCCGUUACCUGCAGCCCUGCUCGGAUGCGGUCAAGAGGUGGUUGAGGAGCCUGAAAAACAGCGGGAAGAUCCUUCUGCUCAUCACCAGCUCACACUCGGACUACUGUCGACUAGUGUGUGAGCACAUACUGGGAACGGACUUCGAGGAUCUGUUUGACAUCAUUAUCACGAAUGCUCUGAAGCCUGGAUUCUUCUCUUUGGUUCCGCAGCAAAGACCCUUCAGAACUCUGGUGGAUGAUGUUGAAGAUGGCGAAGGCUUGCCGUCUCUGGAAAAGCCUGGCUGGUAUUCUCAGGGCAACUGGCCUCAUCUACACGAACUACUGAAGAAGAUGACCAACAAACCUGAGCCCAAGGUGGUGUAUUUCGGAGACAGCAUGCGCUCGGACAUGUUCCCCGCCUGCAGCUUUGGAAAGUGGGAGACGGUGAUGAUCGUGGAGGAGAUGGAGGGGGAGGGCGUCCCCCGUGCGAACGCGACCCCCUGUAACAGCCCCACCCCGACCGAAGGCCCUGCAGAGAAAAAGGGCAAGUUUGAGGAUCAGGGAAUGAAAUCUCCUUCUGACGUAUCGAACCAGUGGGGCUCAUAUUUUGUAGACGUGCAGAAGAAUGAGGGAGAGGAGACACGGAGGCUGACCUGGUGUUGUCGCAGUAUCCACACAUACAGCACUAUGGCGAUACCCAGCAUCGAGGCUAUAGCAGAUCUUCCUCUAGACUUUCAGUUCCAGAGAUUCUCCUCAGAUAAGCCCAUCACGACAGGUUAUUACCCCAGACCUCCAGACUCGCUGCUGAAAUGGGAAGAGAACUUGUCCUGAACCGUCACGCCUGUCAGCAGAGACCGGGAGAUUGUCCCACCGUUACGUUCUCAAGCUUCACCACAGAGCUAGACCAUCCAUUCGUCCAAUCAGUGAUCGAGCCCAGUCAGAGCACCGUCUGUGUGUCUUCUCACCCCUUCCCGAAUCCGUCUACACAGUAUGAAGUCGUGUCGGUUUAGAUGCUGAAUGUCCAUACGUUGAUCAUUGGAUGUAGGAGGAAGUCACGAUGUGUUGUGUAUCAUCAUGCAGCGUUGUGCGUUCACUACCGUUAAACUAACUUUAAUGGUGUACAGAAGAAAAAAAAAACCAUGGCUUUCCCAUGGGUGUUUUUGUUUUGAUCUGUUUGUUUUUAUGAAGGGAAUGUUACCUCAGAGGAUUCUGCUGGAAAACAAGCACAAAUUCUAUCGAAUAUUCAUGCAAUCAAGAAACAGCCAUGAGUUCUUUGCUCCUUUCGUGAUUGGUUGAUGUUUUGAGUGUUGUAAACUACACGGUUCAGAUCUAGGCCGGUUCAUUGUAUUCUGCAAAUGUUUCAAACGAGAAAAUGAUCAUCGUACUUCCAAACCCCAAAAUAGUAUUAAAGGAUUAGUUCACUUUUGAGAAAACUUUUGCUGAUAAUUUACUCACCCCCAUGUCAUCCGAGAUGUCCAU
Molecule: messenger RNA, 1722 nt
Organism: Pimephales promelas (fathead minnow)
Lineage: Eukaryota; Metazoa; Chordata; Actinopteri; Cypriniformes; Leuciscidae
Source: RefSeq, a predicted model, not a curated record